Bactrocera dorsalis (oriental fruit fly) is the source of this 4367-nucleotide messenger RNA. RefSeq lists its product as uncharacterized. NCBI's taxonomy places the organism in Eukaryota, Metazoa, Arthropoda, Insecta, Diptera, Tephritidae. The record is from RefSeq and is a predicted model, not a curated record. Gene Ontology annotation, molecular function: protein binding. The transcript has 10 exons. Bases 698 to 2455 code for a protein of 585 amino acids.
CACAGCAACUGGUCGCACGUUUUCCCUUAGCGCGUAUUAUACACACUCGACAUUCGUCACUCGACAAAUACAGUCGAAGAGUCAGACCGAGUGCGUCGUAUUGUUGCUGCCACCUCGUCGCAUUGACCAAACGGUAUUGUGCUCUGCUAUCGCUUAGCCGCAUUGUAUCGUAGUCUCAUAGUUGCGGCAGUCGAAGUCGUAUCGGAAGUGUGUUUAACGUGUUUCGUGGAUUUCCGCUCUAACGCGACCACAUUGCUUGGCAGCAGCUGUCAAUCGAAGUUUCGCGAACUUAAAACUCAACUAAUUUACGGUUUUGUGUAUUAAUUAAAAUUUGUGCCUACGGAAAAAGCCUAGAACGUGGUAAAGUGUGAAAUAGUGUUGCGUCGUCUAUCGUGUAGUGUUUGUGUGUGUGUUGUGCGGGUAUUACAUUUUGGGCGCGCCGUCAUCAGUGUGUCGGGGAAUCUGUGUCACCUACCCAGAAGAGUGACGUUUGACGCACGGUCGCCAAAAUUGUUGACAACCGAAAAAGAAAGCAAGAAAGCGCUACAGCGAAAUCAAUGCGAAAACGUUGAACGUACGAGCAUUGCCUAAAUGCAAUUUUACUAAUUCACAAAGCGCAUAAAUUACACUUGCCAACGAAGCGUUGAAACUAAUUUGAACUCUCGCACCGAAAUUACGAAGGUCGUACACGUUGAAAAUGCUGUUGCCAGGCCGAGGAACUCUUCACACGCCGCCGCUUGCAUUGGCGCGCCUGCCGUUGCUGCUGCUCUUUGUUGGCGCGGCAUUGUCAGCCCGCUUUGUUGACGCGGCAAUCGCCUCAGCCAUGGACGAUGCGACGCAAAUUUUCGCUAAUAGUUUGACGAGGCGCGUAUUUAACGCCGACAGCGGUGGGAAUGGCUGUUCUGCACGCAAAUUUCAAUCGAUGGCCAAAGCUAUCGAUGACAUCGAGGAUCUGGAAUUGGAUGUGCCGGUUAACAUCGCUUUCGAUAACCAUCAGAAGAAGAGAUUUUUGCUUAACAUCAACGCCUCCGCGCCGUUAACCAUCACUUUUUCACAGCAGGUCGUGCGCAAGCUGUACUUCAAUCAAACAAUAAAUUUAUCGCGUUCACUGAAAUCGGAUCAACGCAUGGUGGUGCUGCCCUGUGCGUUGCGCGGCCACUACGAUGUCUUCGUGCAGGCCCGUCAGCGCGGCUCCAUCAAAAUCGAGGCGCAUGCAGCACAUCCGCAGUCCGGCUGGCCGCUGCUCAAUCGCACGCAUCACAUACGCAUACGCACGCAGAAUCUGGUGCGCAAUCGUCAAAUGAUAGUCAAGUGGGACAAGAGUAAAUUUGAUUUCCAUGCGGUGCAUUACUGCCUGGUGGUGAACACACAGCGGCACCAAUUGAAUUUCUGCAACGCCGUCAAUGACUACUUCUCCGGUGUGACGGCGCGUGAAACUGUUGCUGCGCCAGCCAACUGCUAUCCCGGUUCGUUGGUGGACCACAUAUGGUUAAGACCACCGGAGCGUGCUAAGAAAAUUGAUGUACGCAACGUCAACAUUAUCUGCACGGGCGCUCACACGCAACAGCUGCUGCGCGGUGUGCUACCGAAUCUCACAUAUUACUUGGAUAUAUUUGGUGUGCAUACACGCCGCCAGAAUCUCACCUUUCACAUUGCCUCGACACAAGUGGAUUAUAAUCGGACGCAUCCGGUUGCGCUGAGCGACAAUAUGCUAACCAUGCGGAAAAUAUCGGGGCUAAAUGGCGUGCAGGUCUUCAGUUUUAAGGUUCCUGGAAGAGAAACAAUAUUGCCAACAACCGCGCUGCAGCUGCGCUAUCUCAUUGUGCCGUGCGGCGGCAGUGAAAUCGAUAUAAAAAUUCUACGCAAUCGCACGCUCAUGGGGAAUGCGACUGGCAUAUAUAGGCCCACAUACAUACGUUUAUCAGAGGUGCACAAGGGUCAGCGUUACAUAGCGCGUUUCACGCCCAGCAACGAAGACGAGACGCUGCGCGCACACAAAGUGGGACUGGCUGUCACGACAACCGGCAUCUUUCAGCACCUGCCAGAGCUGCCGGCUGAUAUUACAGUCUUUGAUGUGAGCACACGCUGCUCCUUAGCCACCAUUGCAUGGUACAGUUCGCCGGACAGUCGAACAAUAAGGUACUGCAUAAUUGUGUUCAAUUUGCCGCAGCGUAAUCGUAGCUCCAUCGAUUACACGAACUACUGUCUCGACUUUGGAAGGCGCGUGGUGCAGCAUCCGCUAUUUCAAUCCAUUAAAUGCGUCGAACGUUCAAAGAGUUCGCCACUCGAAACGCACACCAUAUUCAAUCUGACACCAGGUGAAACAUACCUCAUCUAUGUAACGGCGAAUCUCAAUGAGGGCAGACCGCUGCCCUACCAAACGCUGCGGAUCACAAUGGGUCGUCGUUGCAGCAAAGAACUACUCGAUUCGCGAGAGCCCACCACAUACUACUGAUUGCGCGGACACCGAGGUUCCUACGCCGCAUAACGUGAGCGACAAUGGCGUGCAAUUAACUAAGACAAGGUUGCAAUAUGCAUUUGCUAAUGUCUACAGCUACAACUACAACUAUUUGUAUUCUCAAUUAUGUGCAGCUUCUGGCCGGUUGAAUUCACUCGUAAGUGAGCUUUAACGUAUGCCAAAUGAAAAUCGCACAAUUUCGCUUGUAAAAUAUAUACAAAUACACCCACAACCGCUAUAUAGUAUAUAAGUGAGUAUAUGUUUACUUAUAAAUAUAUAUACCAGACAGCAGGUAAUUGCCAGUUCAACAAGCUAAGCGCUAAAAGACGUAAGCCUCCGCCAUUGAAAUAUUGCUAAAUAUAUGUACAUGAAUGUAGUUAUUAAUAUGCAGGAUAGUUAACGGUAUGUGUUGCCUACAUUUAGGCGAGUGGUAUAGCUAGUGGGAAAAUAUAUGAAAUCUAGUAUGGGCAUUAACAUUUUUUUCUAUAAAUAAUUUGCGUUUUUAAUGAUUUUUUUCGCUUAUCACCGUAAGGCUCCACCUGCCGCCGAAAUAUAUAUGGCUUAUUUGUUAAGAUAACGGUAGCAAUUAUUACUGAAGAAUGUCACUCAAAUGCUGUCAGUCUAUUAUCUAUUAAGACAAAAGUAUAUUUUGCGGAAAAUUUAGUAUAUUCCUUUAUUCAUAGCAUACCAUCAGGCGCCUAUCAUAAGAUCUGCAUUUGAACUUUUUGAAUACAGGGAUUAAUCCAGUAGUUUUUGAGAUAUCGAGCUGAAAUUUUGCACAAGUUUAUUUCUUCAUAAGGAGCUUAUCAUUUCUCAGAAUCGCUGUUAUCGGAUCACUACAGCGUAUAGUUGCCAUACAAACAGGACGAUCAGCGUGAAGGUUUUGUAUGGAAAACUUUUUCAUUUGUUGAGAUAUCUUCACGAAAAUUGGCACGUAUUAUUGUCUAAUGCAAAAAUAUUAUUUCCUAAAAAAUUAUUCAGAUCGGACCACUAUGGCGUAAAGCUGCCAUACAAACUGAUCGUUCAAAAUCAUGUUCCUGUAUGAAAACUUUUUUAGUUUACAAGACAUCGUGACCAAAUUUGACACAGAUUAUUUUCUAAGGCAACACCAUAAUUUUCUUUGAAAUUAUUCAGAUCGGAUCACUAUAGCAUACAGCUGCCAUACAAACUGACCGUUUAAAGUCAAUUGCUUAUAUGGAAAACUUUUUUAUUUCACAACACAUCGUCACCAGAUUUGGCAUAGAUUAUUGUCCAAGCUAACGGUACAACCUCCGAGCCAAUUAUUCAGAUCGGACCACUAUAGCAUAUAGCUGCCAUACAAAUUGAUCGUUCAAAAUCAAGUUCUUGUAGGGAAAAAUUUUUAUUUGUGAAGGCUAUUUGUCUUUUCUUUCUGUUAAGCUCUCUCCUCGCGUUCCAAAUAUUGGCAUACACAUAUACACCUGCAUACAUACUACAUUUUCCCACUGGGCAACCACUCGAAAUAGCCGCUAAGUUAUAUAAAACAUAAUGUAAUAUUUCAACUAGUUUAGCUUUAGCUAUUAGUUAGCUUAUUAGUAAAAGAGAAUCGCAAGUUCACUGCGGUACCGAGUACCGUACCACUUUGCAAUCCUAAGUUCAAAUUUGUUUCGUAAGCCUUAGCUUGGUAAGCAGCAUAGUUUUAGUGCAGGCCUUUGCUAUACUAAGUACUUCCUAAGCUUGUAGUGUUAGCUACUUAUUGUGAUGUGUUAAGUUUAGCUCUUUAUAAUGUUGUUGUAAUAUUGUAACUUUGUUAAGCGUAUUUUAUAUUUGUGUGUGUUAUGUUGCGCUGCUGAAUGUCUAACUUCAUUUUUUACGUAAUUAAACUUAGCUGAAACGUAAUUAAGUAACUGAAGCUUAAAACGCUAAAAUUUGCAAUGAAAAAACGAAACAA